AUGUCAACCCGAUAUAUACUAAUUAUAUUUUCGACUAUAACAUGUUUGGUACAUGCCCAACUCACUCUGCCAAUCAUAUCAGAUCCAUCGUUCAACCUCCUAUCAGGUGAAAUACUUGUUUCUCAACAAUGGAAUUCAUGGGGUAUCAAACUUGGACCUAUUUCCUUGGGACUGGGUAUCGAUCUCAGUGCAUUGGGAUUGAAGAAGCGAGAAGAUUAUAGACGAUCGAGAGCUCGUUCAACAAUCAAAGCGCGUUUGUUGGGAUUAGAUCUGGGUUUACUCAAUUUGGGAUUGAAUUUCGGUGGACCUAAAUCCUCUCAACAAACACAAACGAAAUCGAAAGCUUUGAUCAACUUGAACCUCGAUGCGGAUUUGAGCGGUUUGUUCACUUGGGGAGACGCAGAUAAUGUCGCGAGAGGUGAGAGGGGUGACACAGAGUGGUUCACAUACAUAUCAAUCGGUACUCCGCCUCAAUCCCUCCCCAUCCUCCCUGACACAGGCUCAAGCGAUCUCUUCGUCUUUGGACCAUCUUGUUCCUCUUGUAACCUAUACAACCAUACUUCCUUCAAUUCCCAACAAUCAUCUACCUAUAAGAACGUUUCGGAUGAUUGGGUAUAUUACUAUGCGGAUGGAUCAGGUGCUUUGGGCUAUACAUCCACCGACAUCAUUUCUUUCGGUCAAGAUCAUGAUCAGAGGGUAGUAAAGGCAGAAAUGGAUUUUGCGAUUGCCACUCAAGUUGGAGGAAGCGAUUUCAAAUCUUCGUUUCGAAGUGGUGUGAUGGGUUUGGGAUUAGAUUCAAUGUCUACGAUCAGAAGUCACAACGUAUUUGAAAAUCAAGGUAGAACGUUGUUCUCGAGAUUGGUCAAGACAAAACAACUUAGCGAGAACGUCUUAAGUAUAAGGUUGCAAAAAGGACGACAGAGUCAGGGUGUGGUAUAUGAAGAAGGUCAAGGUCAAUAUACUUUCGGUGGGAUUGAAGAGAAUUAUGUGAGAGGAGGACGAGAAGGUUUGGCUUGGAUGGAUGUGAUGAGUCAGAAUUAUUGGGGAAUAACGAUGGAGGAUAUCUUGAUUGGAAGCAACUCGAUCUUAUCCCAAGAUCGUACCACACCGAGAAGAGCAAUAAUCGAUACAGGUACUACACUGAUCAUCACUUCUGAUUCGGCAUCUUCAAUGAUCCAUUCCAAUAUAUACGGAUCAUGGCAAGACCCCAAAUCUUCCAUUUGGUAUAUCCCCUGUAGUACGUCUUACCCUUCUACAGGAAACCUCUUCUUCACCAUAUCAGGCAAGAAGUUUGGUGUACCAAUCGAAGAUUUGGCUUGGAAGAGGAGUAACUCAUUUGCCGGAAUGUGUAUAUCAGGUGUUCAAGGAGGGAUGGAAAGCUUUACUGUCCUCGGUGAUAUGUUCAUCAAGAACCAUUAUGUAGUCUUAUCGUAUGGCUCCGAAGAGAAUGGGAAUAAGAUUCAAGUAGGUUUAGGAGAUAGGAUGGAUAUUCCACCUAUUUUAUAG
This is a messenger RNA of Kwoniella botswanensis, 1506 nucleotides long. RefSeq lists its product as uncharacterized. Gene Ontology annotation, molecular function: aspartic-type endopeptidase activity. Bases 1 to 1506 code for a protein of 501 amino acids. NCBI's taxonomy places the organism in Eukaryota, Fungi, Basidiomycota, Tremellomycetes, Tremellales, Cryptococcaceae. The transcript is spliced from 5 exons. Gene Ontology annotation, biological process: proteolysis. The record is from RefSeq and is a predicted model, not a curated record.